GGUUCUAUGCGGAUACAGCUUCCGGGUUCGCAGAAUUGAAAACUAAUCUCCAGAGUUGUUUCAAUACUGCUAUAUUUAGCUGGCAGCUGUUCAGACAAUUGCGUGGAACUCGGACCAUCAUUGCCCUUUUGCCAGCGAUUGCCCGUGUUCCAUCAUCGUCGCCGCCGCCACCUGCCUCGAUCCUCGACCUUUGUAUACAAGGGUCAUCAAUUCUACUGACUCGAAACCGGGACCGGUCCAACAAUGCCAUUCUCACAUAAGGAAUCGAUCUCCACUUACAAGUUCAAAAAAGUCGUUGUUUCGUGACACCCUCUUUUGAUGCCUUUCGCAUUCUGUCGCAACGAAUGAUUCGAACAUGGCACCCAGCAUGCAAGAAGCGCAAUACUCACCCGAAGGCACGAGGGCGUCACAGAAUCAGAAUGUUUCGAAAUCCGGUAUUGAUAAAGAAAAGGAUGUGCCAACUGAAUCGGCGUCGCAUGGCAUCGCAGACGUUUUUGAUAUCUCGCCAGCUGCGGCUUUGGAGCUGUUAUGCUUCAAUAUCGAGAGCCUUGCACAGUCAACUAUCCAAACACCGACGGAUCUCCUGGUGAAUUCUCCUGGUGCUCAUGGCGAGAAUCACCAAGACAAUACCUUCGAUGGGGAAGCGCCCAUACAAAUAAGAACUGCUGAAUUGCAUGCCCCGCCAACAGCUGAUGACACGGCUGGCCAGGAUAUCCUUCAGCUUAGUGUGCUUUUGCGAAAAUUUGUGUCGAAAAAAGAACCGCCCAUCUCAUUACGAGAUUACCUGUUACGGCUUCACAAGUACUGCCCCAUGUCCACAGCAGUCUAUCUUGCUACCAGCAUUUAUUUUACCAAGAUGGCAGUCGUCCAACGGAUACUGUCUGUUAAUCCGAAGAAUAUGCACCGUCUCAUCCUUGCUGGUCUUGGGGUAGCGAUGAAAGCGUUGGAAGACCUCAGUUACCCUCAUAGUCGAGUUGCGAAGGUUGGCGGAGUGAGUGAGCGCGAACUUUCCAAGAUCGAAAUCAGCUUCUGCUUUCUGGUGGAUUUCAAGCUGCGGGUCGACACCCAGAUGCUUCUGGACGAAGCGCAAGAUCUAAUUCAAAGGUGUAUGAGUUGCGAGGGAGCGUCAGAAAUCCAGAAUGGCAAGAAAGGCGCGUAACUGGUGGUGGCAGCGGAUCGCACAAAUCCCCAAUGCCGAUACAAUGCCGAUUGCACCAGUAUCGGCCCAAUGGUUCUUGGAAACGUCGCCCACUCCGUAGGGCUGACGAGGAAUCGGUGUGGAAUACAAUGCGGCUGCCUAAAGCUCUGAAGAUUGGCUGAGUCAGCCUAUUCCGGACACCCAAGUAUACCAGAUUAUACAGAUGAGUAAAGAAGAAUGAAGAGAAAGGGAAGAAAAGGAAGGGAUAUGUCAAAAUAGUAGCCAGAUAUAUGCAUGUACAUACAGAAUAGACACCGCGAAUG
Molecule: messenger RNA, 1461 nt
Organism: Aspergillus glaucus CBS 516.65
Lineage: Eukaryota; Fungi; Ascomycota; Eurotiomycetes; Eurotiales; Aspergillaceae
Product: putative cyclin-dependent protein kinase complex component
Exons: 1
Coding region: 356-1159 (267 amino acids)
Biological process (GO): regulation of cyclin-dependent protein serine/threonine kinase activity
Cellular component (GO): cyclin-dependent protein kinase holoenzyme complex; nucleus
Molecular function (GO): protein kinase binding; cyclin-dependent protein serine/threonine kinase regulator activity
Source: RefSeq, a predicted model, not a curated record